GAGAGAGGAGCUAAUAAAUAAAUAAGGACGUCCAUGUAAUUUGCGCUCGUUUUCCCGCGUGAUAGAGUAGUGGGACGAAACACCAACAGAACAUUCUUACCUUGUCGAGUGUGGGACGUACAACUUGCCUACUUUCUAAAACUUUCUGCCUAACUUUCUUUCGCCUUCUUGAUUCCGUUUUUUCAUUGGUGCUUUAGUGGGUAUAAGCAUAAACUCAUAAUACUGUGCUGGACUAAUUUGACUCCUAGUAUAAAAACAACCUGUUGAAGUGAACAAAUCGGAUUAAAAAGAAGAUCAAGCGACGUCCGCGUGUCGACAAUUUUAAGAUUUCUGAAAGACAUCUAGGGUUUUUGGAGACUUGUGAAUAAAGACACAAAGAAAAGUGCAGUGAGUUGUGCUGUGUCACCAAGGGAGGGGACCAAGUGCCAAGUGGGGUCCAGAGGAAUGUGUAUGUCUGUAGAAUAUAGUCGAACUCUGGACAGGUAACCAGGUGUGUCACUGUUGCUAUGGCAACACAGUUGCUGCCAUUGUUGCCUGCCCUCCUCGCUGUCCUCCUCACUUCCUGGACAACAGCCCAUGACUUGGAUUGGCAUUUUGACUCUGGUAGGUGUCGCUAUGCUCUAGGGAUGGAGGAUGGCUCCAUACCCGACUCUGACAUCACUGCGUCCAGCGCCUGGUCCGACUCCACUGAAGCCAAACACGGGAGGCUAAGCACAGGAGAGGGGGACGGUGCGUGGUGUCCAGCUGGUCCGGUGUUCCCUAGUGGUUCUGAGUACCUGCAGGUGGACCUGCACACAUUACACUUCCUUUCUCUGGUUGGCACGCAGGGGCGGCAUGCAGAUGGGCUCGGGCGGGAGUUUGCACGUAGUUAUCAACUCCGUUACUCCCGUGAUGGACGACACUGGAUAACAUGGAAGGACCGCUGGGGGCAGGAGGUGGUGUCAGGGAAUGAGAACACAUAUGACAUAGUCCUAAAGGACCUGGGUCCGCCCAUUAUAGCACGCAUGGUGCGGUUCUACCCGCUGGCGGACCGCGUGAUGAGUGUUUGUCUGAGAGUUGAACUCUACGGUUGUGUCUGGAAGGAUGGACUGAAGGCGUACACCGCUCCUGUGGGUCAUGUGAUGCACCUGUCAGGCUCACCUGUCUACCUUAAUGACUCUGUCUAUGAUGGCAGCAAAGAGGCAGGGGUGAUGUUUGGAGGCGUGGGCCAGUUGUGUGAUGGUGUUUUGGGUGGGAAUGAUUUCGUGGAGAGUAAAGAGUUAAGAGUGUGGCCAGGAUAUGAUUAUGUGGGAUGGAGUCGCGAAGCAUUGGGUCAACCCACUGUCGACAUUGAGUUCCACUUUGAGAAAACACGGGUUUUUCACACCAUGCAGGUGCAUAGUAAUAACAGGCACAGUCAGGGUGUGCGGGUGUUUAGUGAGGUGGUGUGUGAGUUUAAGCCCAGUCUUUUGAGUCCUUGGGCGGAGCCGGCACUCAGCCUUAAGGUGCCACUGGAUGACCUGCAUGACCCCUCGUCCCGCACCAUCUCGCUGCCUCUUGGAGGACAACCAGCUCAAAUCCUUCGCUGCCGCUUUGCCUUCAGCGACCGCUGGCUCCUCAUCAGCGAGAUAAGCUUCUACUCUGUGCCAUUUGACGAUGGAUCUCUCCCUCCUCCUCCCCCUUCCUCCAGUGCUCGUCCUCUCAAUAUCACCUCUCCACACACUCCCAACUCUACAAACGGAAGCAGCAGCCCCACCGACCUCCUCAUGAGAACAGCCCCAAUGCUGCCCAGCAGCAUGCCAACAGGGGCGGAGUUCCCUGCCAUCACUCUGAGGGCGGGAUUACCGGUGGCCAAAGAUGACAGCAGCAACACGGCCAUCCUGAUUGGUUGCCUGGUUGGAAUUAUCCUGCUCCUAUUGGCCAUCAUAGCUGUCAUACUGUGGAGGCAGUACUGGAAAAAGCUACUUGGCAAGGCCCAGGGCAGUCUCUCCAGUGACGAGCUACGAGUUCACCUUUCGGUUCCAUCGGAUAAUGUUGUGAUCAACAACACAAACACACACACAUACUCCAGCCGCUAUCAGCGCAUACACACAUUCCCCGAUGACAGAGACCAAGAGGGAGAGUACCAGGAGCCCAGCACUGUACUGCGACCCCGAGAGCAGUGUGACAGCACAGCACUGCUGUUAAACAACCCAGCAUAUCAUCUUCUCCUGUCUGACCUGAAACAUGGCCCCAACAGGCUGACAAACUGCCACAGCCAGCAAGAAAAGCCCCAAAACCUGCCCCAGGCUUGUGCUAUUGAUAUAGUUGAUAAAGGCCUGCCCAUUCAGGAAGGACCACCUCCUUACCCUGGAGCCACGCCCCCUGGCCUAUCAGGGGUUCAUUAUGGGAAAGCAUCAGGAGGUGGGGGGAGUGUUCCUCAUUAUGCAGAAGCUGACAUCAUUAGUCUGCAAGGCUGUAGUGGUAACAAUACAUAUGCGGUCCCCGCCCUCUCGGCCACGCCCACAGACUGCCCACCACUGCCUGAGUUGCCACGGGAACGACUUAUAUUCAAAGAAAAGCUGGGAGAAGGCCAAUUUGGAGAGGUUCAUUUGUGUGAGAUUGAAAACCCUCAGGAACUUCCGAACCUGGAGUUCCCAUUUAAUGUGAGGAAAGGACGACCUCUGCUGGUAGCUGUGAAGAUUCUACGGCCCGAUGCGUCUAAAAAUGCCAGGAAUGAUUUUCUGAAGGAGGUGAAGAUCUUAUCUCGCCUGAAGGAUCCGAACAUCAUCCGUCUGCUGGGUGUGUGUGUGAGCAGUGAUCCAUUGUGUAUGGUCACAGAGUACAUGGAGAGUGGAGACCUCAAUCAGUACCUCUCCCAGAGAGUGUUACUGGACAAGACUGGACCUCUACAUAAUACACCAACCAUCAGCUACCCAGCGUUGAUCUCCAUGGCGAGUCAGAUCGCAUCAGGUAUGAAGUUCUUGUCAUCUCUGAACUUUGUGCAUCGAGACCUGGCCACACGAAACUGCCUGGUGGGUGGAGAGAGAGGAGAGGGAGAGGACAGUGGAGGAGAGCGUCAGAUCAAAAUUGCUGACUUUGGCAUGAGCAGGAACCUCUAUGCUGGCGAUUACUACAGGAUCCAGGGCAGAGCUGUGCUGCCUAUUCGCUGGAUGGCAUGGGAAUGCAUACUUAUGGGGAAGUUCACUACAGCAAGUGACGUGUGGGCAUUUGGCGUGACGCUGUGGGAGAUGCUGAGUGUGUGUCAGGAGCAGCCGUACAGUCACAUGACCGAUGAACAGGUCAUUGACAACGCAGGGGAGUUCUUCAGAGACCAGGGCAGACAGGUGUACCUGGCUCGCCCGGUGGUGUGCCCACAGGGUUUGUACGAGCUGAUGCUUAGCUGCUGGAACAGAGACUGUAAACUACGGCCUUCCUUUGCGUACAUUCACUCCUUCCUCACUGAAGACGCCAUGAACAUGGUUUAGAGAGAGAGGGACUAAAAGAUGAAAAGGACUGCUCUUUUAUUCUGCUCUUCUGUUUUAACAGGAGACAGAGAAGGGAUGUAAGAAAGCGUGUGGACCACAGACUGGUGGUGUGUUUUUAAGCAGACACGAUGGCUAAGCACUCUUAUGUAAAUUAGUGUAUUUUAUGAUCGGUGGGUCAGGGCCCACCGCAGGUUCGGUGCCCCUAUAUGACCUGCUUCUCGUCCCUUAUCCUAAACUCAAUAAGCAACAUUUUGUCCCAAAAUGAGUUUUUUUUUUUUUUUUUCACCCAAUUUGGAAUGCCCAAAAGCUCUGUUCCUGGCUGGAUUCACUCAGCACGCCCUGGGAUUCGAACUAGUGAACUAGUGAACUCCAGGCGUGGUAGCCAGUGUCUUUUACCACUGAGCUACCCAGGCCCCCUCCACAAUGAGUUUUUAAGCUUGCUGUUCCCCUGUUAAUGCUCAUCACAUCACAUUUCACAGUAUUUGGUUUAUUAGAACUCAAAUCUCACAGAAUGCACUAAGGACAUGGCCAGGUUACUCUCUCCUUCCCUAAACAUUACUUGGACUUUUCUCAGCCUCAUACUGUCUUUAAAGGGAUAGUUCACCCUAAAUGAAAAUUCUAUCAGUAUUUACUCACCCUCAUGUUGUUCCAAACCCAUACCUAUAUUUUGAAAAAUCUUAAUGCAGGUGUUUUCCAUACAACAACAAAGCUCUAAAAUGACAAGAAAACACCAAAAAAAAAAUUAAAAAAAUAAAAAACAAAACAUAAAAUUAGUACAUACAACUUUUGUAAUAUAUUCCAAGUCAUCUGAAGCCAUACGAUAACUUUUGUUGAAGAACAUAUUGAAAUUCGUUAUUCAAUGACACUUCUCCAGAACUAAAAAAAAAAUGGAUCAGUCCAAUUCGUAAAUGAAUCGUUCUGUCCAGUUUGUAAAUUGGUGCAUUGAAAAGAACCAACUCGAAAGAAUGCUCCAUUCACAAAUUAAACUAAUUAGGUUCUUGUGUUCAAAUCACCAUUUUAAUGAUCUGGUUACAUAAAAGACCAGUAUGAAAUUCUUUUGUGUUUCAUGAAAGAAAAAAAGAAAAAAACAGCAUACAGGUUUGGAACGACAUGAGGUUGAGUAAUGAAAAUAAUUUUUUUUUACAUUUCUGGGUAAACUAUAUCUUUAAACAGUGAAGGAAAAUGAAAAAUGAACCCUUUCUGUAAAUGUUUCCAACUAUGAAAUCCAAGUCUAGUUUGCUCUGUGAGGUCCAGUUAAGUUGACUAAUUACUGACAAUGGGCUAAAAGGAAAAAUAUGAGAUUUUGGGAUAAAAUGUUGCUUUGCAGCUGAACUUUAUAUCCUGGUCAUCUAACCUAUAUCCUUAAACCCUGAACCUACAGCUAACAAAGCUGUCUCUUCAUUCCCUGAACACUGAAUAGAUUUCGAAACAUAAUCAUAGUAACUGGUGGAGGGUUUUGUAGCUAGAUGACAGGCAGCACCAAAAUAGACAGCUCUAAAAACUCUUUAGUCAUAGUUUUUUGUGGGCAGCAUUGGACAAAUUAUUGAUUAUGCAUAUUUAAACAUACUAUAUAAAAAAUACAGCAGUUAUGCUUUUUUUCUACUUGUAUAAUAAAUAAUUGUAGAGAAUAACAUUUAAAAUUAGUUUAGCAGUAAAUUCAGUCUAACUCUGCUAGCAUUUAUGGUCAUUUAGAGAAUUUUGAGGGUGUAUCAGCCAGUUUUACAUGUCUUUUACUGUGGUGGAGGGUAAAUUGCAAACUGCAAACUAGGAAAUUAAUAAUUAAGAUCAUACAGAUCAUUAAACAUUCACAUUGUGGGGGAAUUUAUUUCAUCUCAAUAAGUAAUCUAAAAUUGUUAUUUUGAAUCAUGUCCUAACCAGCCGUGAUGCAACAAGAUGAGUGACAGGACAUUUCUGCGAUGCUGUGCUGAGCUGCCCCGCUCACUGUGAAACCUCAUUGGUCCAAAAUCCCACUCUACUGUGAUUUUCACAUCACAGUUACACACAUAACAUGCUAUGCGUUCAGUGUUGACAAAUUGGUUGUCGCUGUUAACUUUUCUGGUUAGAACUGAAUGAGUGCGUAUACCUGCACACCAAUAUGCUGAUAACUACGCAAAAUCUGCUUAUUCAAAAAUCUGACAGUGCAAGAAUAACACGUUUACGUGAUAUUUGAAAUCAUCUGAUUAUUCUCUGCUUUUGACAUUAAAACAUAAAAAGACAUGCGCACAACACUUGUAUACAUUUGAAAAGAAUGUCUGGAAAAAUAGACAAAAAUAUAUGUGUAAUUAUGUAUAAUAUCCAUCUGCAAGUAAUCACCUUUCCCGGCAUUCUUACCCGCUUAUCCAGUGUGCACAAGUUCUGUGCACAUGCUUGUUUUCAUUUUGAUGUCAAAAGCAACAAAUUAUCCCAUUAUUUUGAAUCUCAUGUAAACGCAUCUGAAUUUUUAAAUAAGCUAAUUCAUGGUAGUUAUCAGUGUUUUGGCUCAAUGUUGUAGAGGCAUGAUAAGCAUUCUGUCACACUGAGCCCUAUUUUAAGAACGCUAAGUGCAGCACUAUGCGAUAAGUCAUACACGCAAAGUCAUUGGGCACGGCCAUUAAGUUUUGGUAUUUUGGUGCAAUCAUGCGCUAAGUCUAGGCACAAGUGGGUUUAGCGAAAUUGCACGAACAAAGUGCAAAUGGGCUGGGUCAAGUGCAAUUUAAUUCAGAGGUUCUUCUCUGGCACCAUCUGCAUCCUAUUACAAUAUAUACUGUAAUCCAUUCCCUGUCAAACACCAGCGAUAUAAACAAAGACUGCACAUUCAUAAGAAGUUGGUAGUGUAAAUGGGCUGUAUGCAGUGAAUUAGAAGAAUAGAAAUAUGGACUUGCAUUCUUUUGUGCAUUUAACUGCAUCCUUGUUGAAUGUAAGUCUUCUAUGACAGUGACAUGCUGUUUCGUCAGGACUUGAAUGUUGGCUCCAUUAAAUUAUAGAAAAUGUUAGUGUUAUUAAUCAAAUUGAUCAACUGACACACAAAUCAUGGGUAGUAUUAACUGAUUGUAUCAGCUUAGAUUAGAUUGUGGAUUGAGUUUUUUUUUUUUUUUUUUUUUUUUUUUUGG
This is a messenger RNA of Myxocyprinus asiaticus (Chinese sucker), 6535 nucleotides long. RefSeq names its product epithelial discoidin domain-containing receptor 1-like. Gene Ontology annotation, molecular function: protein tyrosine kinase collagen receptor activity; ATP binding; collagen binding. Gene Ontology annotation, biological process: positive regulation of kinase activity; multicellular organism development; cell surface receptor protein tyrosine kinase signaling pathway. NCBI's taxonomy places the organism in Eukaryota, Metazoa, Chordata, Actinopteri, Cypriniformes, Catostomidae. The record is from RefSeq and is a predicted model, not a curated record. The transcript has 20 exons. The coding region runs from base 507 to 3446 and encodes 979 amino acids. Gene Ontology annotation, cellular component: signaling receptor complex; membrane.